AUGCCGGCUCAAGCACUCACAACUACAGUACCGCCAUUCCAAAAGCUGGUCUUGUUUUCGGGCAACGUUAUGCGUAGUAGCGUAGCCGGACGUACCAAGGCCGUCAACAAAAAGGGAAACGCAGAGCUGCUUGAUGCAAUUAAUGAUACGCUCCGAACAUCGCUCGGCAAUCCCACUUCUCAGUCAUACCGUUAUUGCAACGAUGAGUCGCUUCUUGAAGUACCAGAUCUUCGAUUCGAAAGUCGGAUAUUGCCGGAGGAUCGAAGCGACGUUGAAGUCACAGCUAAACUUUUCAUUCUGGACCAAAAUGAGACCGAUAGCCACAUUGAUCAAGCAUUAGAACACUUGCGAAGGCUUUUGGGAGUGGAAUACAUUGAUAACUUUAUUCUUUCGAUUGGAUCAGCGACAUGCACAGCACCAUUGACUCAAGCUUGGAAACGACUCGAGACGCUGCAUCAAAAAGAUACACUCGGCAAAUUGGGUGUAGCCGAGCUCACUGAAGAGCAGCUUGAAAAGAUCCUCUCCGACGACGCCAUCACCGUGAAACCAUCAGUGAACCAGAUCAAUGUUUCUCAAUGCUGCAAUAUGCCAUCAUCCAUGAUCACCCUUGCCAAGAAACAUGGCGUAGAGUUGCUGCAUAACGGAGAUCGAUCGGAUAUCCUGGAUACGGCCACGUUAUCCAAGAUCCUUCAAGAGCAUAAUGUGAUCGAUGGUCAAGGAACCGUGGCACCACGAUGGGUUCUCAAAUACCACGUGUUUGUGCGAUGCCGUAGCAUUGUCAGAGAUAAGGGAUACAUUGUCGUCGGUGAUACACAAUCUUCAUGA
Lichtheimia ornata is the source of this 825-nucleotide messenger RNA. RefSeq lists its product as uncharacterized. Gene Ontology annotation, biological process: glutathione biosynthetic process. Gene Ontology annotation, cellular component: glutamate-cysteine ligase complex. NCBI's taxonomy places the organism in Eukaryota, Fungi, Mucoromycota, Mucoromycetes, Mucorales, Lichtheimiaceae. The coding region runs from base 1 to 825 and encodes 274 amino acids. The record is from RefSeq and is a predicted model, not a curated record. The transcript has 5 exons. Gene Ontology annotation, molecular function: enzyme regulator activity; glutamate-cysteine ligase catalytic subunit binding.